AUGAAUCCGCUUCUUCUGACUCUUUUUCUUGCAAGCCUGCAGCUCUACAACAACGCAGUCACUUCAGCUGCAGGCUUUAAAUGUCAAAACUCGCUAAUUUCUGACCAAUGGAGGAAGGGAAUCCUGGAACUUAUCAAUGGUUUUCGUCGAACAGUAGCGAAAGGAGAACAACUAGGUAAAGACGACAAGAAAUUGCCAACGGCUAAGAAAAUGAAUCAACUGUCAUGGGAUUGCAAUAUAGAAGCAGAAGCACAGGCUGCUGCUAAGACUUGCCCUACUUCAUUGACAACUGCACAAUUACCCGCGUUCCAAGACACCGCCUAUAAACUCGGCUAUAUAACUGCGACGGGCACAAUUAAAGCUAACAGUUGUGACGCUACCAAAACAGCAAAAGAUUUGUUGACUCAACAAUGGAACACCGCAGUUGCAAACCAGGAGGAUGAGAAAGUAGCGAGGGAUGCUAAAGCGUUUGCUCAGCUUGCCCACGACGAAGUGAGUGCAUUCGCAUGCACAUACCAAAUUUGCCAACCGACAAGCUACUAUCUCCUAUGUUUCUUCAACCAGAAAGCUCCCACCAAAGACGAUGUCUAUACGGCAGAUGCGAAGGGUAAAUACUGCAGUAAUGCGACCUGCACUUGCGUGGAUGGACUUUGCGAAAGAACUCCUAAACCAGCACUCUUCAAGAGCACAUUUUGCGGUACUGGUAAGGAUGCCUGUACAGGCAAGUUUUCGGACAAUUUUAGACGUACUGCACUGGAAAUGCACAACUACUACAGACGUCUUCUUGCUACAGGAUGGGCGAAAUCUGGCGACAACUAUGCAAAACCAGCUACAAAAAUGAUUGAAUUGCAAUAUGACAAGACUCUCGAAGACGCUGCUAUAAAGGAGAUUAAAGACUGCAAAGCUAAUCUAAACAAUGCAGUCGAAAAAAACUUCUGGAGCUUGGAUGUCACCACAUCCAAGAAUAUUGGUGAAGACGCCAUAAAAAAGGCAGUGGCUAAAUGGUGGAAGCCUUCUGGAAACCAAGCUUUUGGAGGCAACCGCAAAAAUACCAACGGUCUCAUGUCUGCCGCAAACAUAGCAUAUGAUGAAGCCACCAAGGUCGGCUGUGCUAUAGAUGCUGGAGCAGCUUGCCUGAAACUCGGAAAGUUAUAUAUUAUGUGCAAAUAUGACAAGUCACCUGCUAUAGGUGAAGAGAUCUACGAAGCUGGAAAUAAGGCGUGUUCGAAGUGCGGUACUACCGGUACGAACCCGUCGUGCUCCCCGUUGGGUGGAUUGUGCGUUUAA
This is a messenger RNA of Necator americanus (New World hookworm), 1287 nucleotides long. RefSeq lists its product as uncharacterized. Lineage: Eukaryota; Metazoa; Nematoda; Chromadorea; Rhabditida; Ancylostomatidae. Bases 1 to 1287 code for a protein of 428 amino acids. The transcript is spliced from 13 exons. The record is from RefSeq and is a predicted model, not a curated record.